AUGUGUUUGGUGUUCGUAUGCGAUGAGGAUGAAAGGAUGAUAUCUAGGCAACCAGCACCAGGGUCGUGUCCGUACUGUGGAGGGAUGAUACAUGCCAUAGACGUUAAGAGUCAAUGGAGGUUCUGUUUCCUGCCUCUGUAUAUUAGGACCAAGAAAAAGUACUAUUGUAGUAUGUGUGCUAGGUGUUUGGUCAUCAAAUACUAAGAUUGUUUGUAGAUCAAAGCGACGAAGAAAGUGGUUCUCUCCUUAUCAGAACAAUUGGAGACCGAUCUCAGAUGGGUUAGCUUGAUGAUUAAUGACUACUACUUUAAUUUGUUUG
This is a messenger RNA of Cornus florida, 319 nucleotides long. RefSeq lists its product as uncharacterized. NCBI's taxonomy places the organism in Eukaryota, Viridiplantae, Streptophyta, Magnoliopsida, Cornales, Cornaceae. The record is from RefSeq and is a predicted model, not a curated record. The coding region runs from base 1 to 204 and encodes 67 amino acids. The transcript has a single exon.